GGGGGCCGGAGCUACGCCUUUGGCGUAAGGCGUCCGGGAUCCGGAAGUACGCCUUCGGCGUAAGGCGUCCGGGAUCCGGAAGUACGCCUUUGGCGUAAGGCGUCCGGGAUCCGGAAGUACGCCUUUGGCGUAAGGCGGCCGGUCCCGGAGGUACGCCUUUGGCGUAAGGCAGUGGGGGCCCGGAGCUACGCCUUUGGCGUAAGGCGUCCGGGAUCCGGAAGUACGCCUUCGGCGUAAGGCGUCUGGGAUCCGGAGGUACGCCUUUGGCGUAAGGCAGCCGGGCCUGGAGGUGCGCCCUUGGCGUAGCGGAGGAGGAGGAGGAGGAAGGAGCGGGACCGGCCCCUUUCGGGGGGCCAUGACGGCCCCCGUCAAGAAGCGGAAGAUGAACUUCUCGGAGCUGGAGGUGGAGAUCAUCGUGGAGGAGCUGGAGCGCCAGAAGCACCUGCUGGUCAACCACUUCAACGCGGGCGUGCCGCUGGCCGCCAAGAGCGCGGCCUGGCAGGACAUCCUGCGCCGGGUCAACGCCGUCACCACCUGCCGCCGGGAGCUGCCCGAGGUCAAGAAGAAGUGGUCGGACCUGAAGACCGAGGUCCGGCGCAAGGUGGCCCAGGUGCGGGCGGCCGUGGAGGGCGGCGACCCCGGGGAAGGCCACGCAGCGGCCGCGGGGGACGCGGGAGACCCCGGCCUGGCGCCCGUCCUCCUCACCCCCAUGCAGCAGCGCAUCUGCAACCUGCUGGGCGAGGCCACCGUCGUCAGCCUGCCCGGGCCCGAGCCCCUGCACCCCCUGCCCCUGCCCAGCGCCGACGCCACCGUCACCCUCACCCAGAUUCCCGCCGAGGCCACGUACCACACUUUGGAGGACGGAGUGGUGGAGUACUGCACGACGGAGGCCCCCUCCACGGUCACGGCCGAGGCCCCGGUGGAGAUGCUGGCCCACCCGGCCGACGUGGCCCUCAAGCCCCAGGAGCUCAAGAGCCGCAUCGCCCUCAACUCGGCCAAGCUGCUGCAGGAGCAGCGCGUCACCAACCUCCACGUGAAGGAGAUCGCCCAGCACCUGGAGCAGCAGAACGACCUCCUGCAGAUGAUCCGCCGCUCCCAGGAGGUGCAGGCGUGCGCCCAGGAGCGCCAAGCCCAGGCCAUGGAAGGGACCCAGGCAGCCCUGAGCGCCCUCAUCCAGGUCCUCCGUCCGAUGAUCAAAGAUUUCCGCCGUUACCUGCAGAGCAACACGCCCAGCCCUGCACCACCUUCCGAUCCCGGACAGAUGACCCAGAACGGGCAACAGGACGGCAUCAUCCAGUGACCCCGGAGGCUGGCCGAGCUGUCUCUCUGCCCUGACCGGAUGAAGGCGGGGCAGGGCAUCCUCCACCGGGCCCCAGGCGGGUUUGCGGGCGUGCCCCUCGGGUCGGGCGGACUCCAGGAGCGACCUCUCGUUUCGGAGGAACUCGGGACUCUGGGCACAGACCGUGCCUUUGGAAUGACGGCGGGGCCGGGGACGUAGCACUGCCAGUUGGAACGAGAAUCUCUUUCCCCCCACCCCCUUCUCCACCCCUCCCGCGCCCUGCUCCGUCCCGGAGCUGGAAGCUUGGCCGGUCGUUUUGUUUCCGAGCUGGGGGGAGCGGGCCCUGCUGUGAUGGAAGUGGCAAGAGCUGACCUGCCAUCUCAUCUCUCUCUCGAUACGAAGGUACUGAUUGAAGAGAACGCAGAUAAGUGCUCCUGCCAAGCUACUUCAACCCAACGGGCCACCACUGUGAACACCCGAUGCUGGAUUUAAUCUCUCUCCCCUUCCGGGGACUGAUGUCAGUAGGUCCGAGGCUAAAAUUCCCUCCCCUUCUCCCACCUGCUUGUGCCUAGGCACCUGGGCUAAUGCAUUCAAUGUCACAAAGGUUGGGUCUCUCUCCAUCUCUCUCUCUCUCUCUUUAUCUCUCUCAUGGCAUCUUUCUCCCUACUCUUCAGGAAUACCUCAUGGGACAGCCAUACUGGCACCCCCCGCCCUGAUUUUAAAAGCUAAGCCCCUCAAGCUAGACUGCUCAGGAGAGCUCGGGGGUUGGGGGGUCGGGGAGAGAUGCCUUCUGGCCACCAGGAGCUCGUCAUCAAAGCUCUCUCGUGCCCGGCUUUUCCCAGUGCCCUUCUUUUAGAUCACAUUGCAAACCGGAGGGAAAUUGAACAGAUGAGUGAAGGGUCCCGGCCUGAAGGUAGUCCCCUAUUGAGUUCUGGGCUGACUUUGUCAUUUCUGGGAUUAGCCAGGAGCUAAGGUGACUCCUCCUUCCCAUAAGCACGCACACCCCCCGGGAUCCAGUCCCGCAACGAAGCCGGUGUCGUCGAGGCGUUAUGCCAUUUGGCUCCCACCCCCGUGUUACUGCGGAAUGUGCAAUCCCCAACCGGGCUGAAUCCAAAGCUAAGACCGACACCGAAUGUACGGAUCGGGUAGAUCAGGGUUGCCACAGAGGCUAGGACCUUUGGAUUCCUGGAAAUUUGCCCCCUCCACCCUGCUUCCAAGCUUGCGCAUUGGGGCUAAAAUGGGAGAGCAGUAGAGAGUAAAUGUUUCACUCUUCAUCGCUUUGAGUCUGCUCGCCUUACGUUCGGUAGCUGGUGGCUUUAAUUUCUCCAGAUGGGUUUCAAGAGCCUCCUCCUCCCUCUCUAACCGAGGCUCUUUGCGGUUCCACCCCCAAGCCUUGGGGCUGAGCAGGACCACUGGGCGUAGCUAGAAUGGACGCGCCUCACCAUCCCAAAGGUCCUUGUGAGCCAACGCACGUUUCCAAACCUGUUGCUUCAAGCCGAUCCCUUCCGCCUCUUCCCUACCCGCCUCCCCGUGACAGCCAAAUCCAAAAGAAGGUCACCGUUUCCAUCAGUCCCCCGUGGCGUCAAUCAUAGGGAGACUGGAUUUAUCUUCAGCUGUUCUCCGACGAGCUCCGACGCCGAGCCGUGCUUAGGUCCGCUGUGACAUUUGACAGAGAGCAUCAUUUUGGGUUCUGUGAUGGGGCAGGGAGAGAGGCAGGGAAGGGAAAGAAAAAGAGGCAGACGGCGUAGACGGCAAACGACCUCCAACCCCAGCCUCGCUCCUUCCCCGGAAUCUCGAUUCGGCAUCCGCACCGGGACGGAGCAGCCCAGCUCAGCUCCCCGAGUCUCCAUUCGUGAUGCAGGUGCAAUCCUCUGUGGACUCCCAACCCAUUUUUGAAGUGUCAGCCAACUCUGAUUGACUUUAGGUGCCAACAGGAAUCCUGAUGGUAUUUGCUUCUUCUUUCCAGGUAUUUGUUUUAAUUAAAAAUCUUUUUUUUUUUUUAAA
Messenger RNA from Ornithorhynchus anatinus (platypus), 3283 nucleotides. RefSeq names its product nuclear apoptosis inducing factor 1 (gene NAIF1). Gene Ontology annotation, cellular component: nucleus. NCBI's taxonomy places the organism in Eukaryota, Metazoa, Chordata, Mammalia, Monotremata, Ornithorhynchidae. The coding region runs from base 356 to 1300 and encodes 314 amino acids. The transcript is spliced from 2 exons. The record is from RefSeq and is a predicted model, not a curated record.